Pollicipes pollicipes is the source of this 1187-nucleotide messenger RNA. RefSeq names its product longitudinals lacking protein-like. The coding region runs from base 210 to 572 and encodes 120 amino acids. The record is from RefSeq and is a predicted model, not a curated record. Gene Ontology annotation, biological process: regulation of transcription by RNA polymerase II. The transcript has 4 exons. Lineage: Eukaryota; Metazoa; Arthropoda; Thecostraca; Pollicipedomorpha; Pollicipedidae. Gene Ontology annotation, molecular function: protein binding. Gene Ontology annotation, cellular component: nucleus.
UCGCCCAAAUAUUCGCGUUGACUAUUUGAGAUACACACGGCGACAUUGGCUGGGGGUCGUCUGGCACCCGACAAGGGACGGUUGCUGUGGUGCAGGUCAGGUCGCGCAGAAGCUGCGUACACCAGCCGUACAGAGACGCCCAGGUGCAGCGCUACCAGAGCGGCAAGGGGAAUCGCGCUUUCCCAUUUAUCAACGAUUGGUGCUUCAAAAUGGCGGGCCAGCAGUACUGCUUGCGAUGGAACGACUUUCAGUCGAACAUGGUCUCUUCCUUUAAACACCUGCGCAGCGAGAAAAAUUUCCUGGACGUAACGCUGGCCUGCGAAGGUCAGACGUGUAAGGCGCACAAGAUGGUACUCUCUGCCUGUUCACCGUAUUUCAAGACGCUGCUAGAGGAGAACCCGUCGAAGCAUCCGAUCAUCAUCCUCAAGGACGUGCCGUUCGGCCAUCUGCAGGCGAUCCUCGAGUUCAUGUACGCCGGCGAGGUGAACGUGGGCCAGGAUCAGCUGCCCGACCUGCUCAAGACGGCCGAGAAGCUCAAGGUCAAGGGACUGAUCGACGUCAACAAGAUGUGAGGCGGCCGGCGGAGCGGCCGGUCGGUCGCCGAGGCUGGCAGCUGAGAGACGCGGCGGUUGCGGGCCGCCCGCCGGACGUGAUAGCCGCGCUGCCGGGGCGGCGGCGGGACGACCCGGCGCGUGGGACGUCGGCGGGGCCUCGCCCGCCACGUCGUGGAGCGGUGAGAGACCGCGGCGAGAGCAGUGAGAGGUGCCCGCGCCGUCAGCAGUGAGGUGCCGCGCGUGCCGGCGAGCAUGUGAGAGGCCGCCGCUCGCGGACGGACGUGCCGGCGCCUGCGCAGCGUCGUAGGCGACGAGGAGCCGGGAGGGGAGGGACAGUGCUGGCGCGGAGUGGCGUCAGUUGUUGGUGCGGGUGGAAUCGGGCGUGGUGCGCUGGAGGACGGUGUAUGAUAUUGUCUCAUCGGUUGUGCGAUUGUUAAUGUCACAUUUCGAUCGUGCCUCAUGCUAUUUUGUCAUCGUGUCUCCUGGAUUUUUUAUACGCGUCCACCUUGCGUUAGGUCAUAUUUAGCUUUCUUCGGUUGGCGCAGUGGUUUUCAUCCGGCGUUUGUUGUGAGGUGAUAUGAAUAAAUGUCAAUGUUUUUAGUUCGUUUGUAAUACACGUUCACUCGCAGUCUA